Molecule: messenger RNA, 3509 nt
Organism: Corythoichthys intestinalis (scribbled pipefish)
Lineage: Eukaryota; Metazoa; Chordata; Actinopteri; Syngnathiformes; Syngnathidae
Gene: znf512
Product: zinc finger protein 512
Exons: 12
Coding region: 1928-3376 (482 amino acids)
Molecular function (GO): zinc ion binding
Source: RefSeq, a predicted model, not a curated record
AGGUUCUCUACAACAGAGCCGUCCUAAAAAGCCUACUGCUUUAAGAUGGCGGCUGUCAUUUUGCAUCUAGUUAUAUCUAUAUACAGUACAUGGUGUAUCUACCAUGUCUACCAUAUCUACCAUAACAUGCGGGCGUAGUUUGUCCGGCUAUCGGCUACAACAUGUAUUAUUGGAGCUACCUAGCAUCGCGUUUGCUCGGCGUCACAACUUUCUUGCCUCCUCCCCGCUCCUGCUCUGCUCUGUCGUCUCGGAAUUGGGACCAAGUUUCAUGCUCAUCAACAAGGAUUUUUUCAUCUUGGAGAGCAGUUGAUUUUGGACCUGUACUACCUUCAACACCACUUCCAGCAGCAGCAUAUUCAACAACAUAACAAAAAUCUUUAUGAACUUUAAAAACAUUAAUAGUAGUCAUGCUUAUAGUUAAGGAUGUAUACAGUAAAAAUUUACAGUUCAAUAUAACGACCUGCAGUAGUUCUGCUGCUGGCGUUUAAGAAGUCUUUUUACUCUUGUUUGACAGUCAAGAAUGUUACUUAACAUUGUGUAUAAAGUUAAUAAAGGCAAUGGUGGAGACAGUUUAACUAUCAUUCAUAUUUCCUGAACAUUCCAAUUAGGCAUGUGCCUGUAUGAGAUUCUGACAGUAUGAUAACUUUAACCAAAAAUAUCACAGUAUUGCAAUUACAACUCUAAAAUGUAUUACUUUGACAUAUAUGAUUUUUUUUUUUAAUUCAGUUGAACAGGAUUUUUAGUUUUCAAAAAAUAAAAAGCACGUGUGUAUGACUCAUAUCAUGUUUAUAUUAUACGUACACUCUUUCUCAACACAGACAGUUGCCAGAGAGAAAAACCAAAUGUUUUACCAACGCUAGACACACUAAACAUGCUGGAGUCAACUCUUGUAGCUGGUAGCAAAAGGUUAUGAUAGUGUUUACGAACCUUUAAUUUUGUAUAAAUGUGAAAUCAUAUUGGAGGUAUUGCCUCCUCAGCAGCCACCCUCCGCAAACAUGUUUUACAUGUCGGUUGGCCUUCCUCCUCUAAGCCACGGCCGUCAGUAACUUUUCUGUAGCCGAAGUAUUACCAUACCAGUGAUUUUAUUUUCUUCGAUGGAGGGAAAAAGUUCAGGAGUUUCUCCUCCUCCAGGCAUUGUGUAGCACAGCUGACUCACUGACACUGAUCAACAACCAGUGGUGGAGCAUUGAGCCUUGCAUCUGCAAGUGAGGGAUUUCUCCCUACAUUUAUGGUACAUAAAAAAUUAAUACCAUAGGGAUGGUAUGACAGAUUUUUUUUUUUUUUUUUGCGGUUUUGAAACUGCGACGUAUUUAUACCACGGUAUAACUUGAAACCUGUAAUCGGCACAUGCCUAAUUCCUAUGAAUAUGAAUGUGUUUCAACCAAAGAGAUUGCUGAGUGAUUUCUGAAAGACAAGCUAUUUUUUUGGAAUUGCACUCUGAAAAUUGUGGAGGAACAUGUUCUUUAAAAUUGAAAAGUUACCAGGCUACUUCUGCUCUGUAGUCUGGCAACCGGAGUAAACUACCUUAUUUGCUUCCAUUUAGUUAAAUUUAGCAAUAUUAAGGGCAUUUUUCUAAAAUCUGUGACUUAGUGAAACAGAAAAAGACUUUAGAAUAAAUUUAACAAAAUAGUUCAAUAAGAAAAUUGUCAAAUUUCGUGUUUCCUUCACGUUGAAACGAUAGUCCUAACAAUUCCUACAGUCCAUGAAAGCAGCGGCACAUACAUCGAGAGGGCGUUCCACCUUGCUUCCACUACCGUUCACUUGAACGCACCGUGGAAACAAAUCACUUGCAUCUUUUCGAACUCAGCUUCGACCUCGUUGGAACCCGAACCACCUGGCCGCUAGCUUCCCUGGCUUGUGCCCAGUGACGACACCGUGGUUCGGCGAACGCCACGCAACUGCAACGAUAGUGACAUUGUUUAAAGACAUGCAGCCUCCCAGCAGAGGAAUCAGCCACUGCCUGGACCAAGAUCUCCAGAUUGCUGAAGGAGAGCAAAUAAUAGAGCAUCCAAGGACAUUCAGAGUGGGACACUCAAGUCAGCAGAGCAUGAGGACGGUCUUAUCAUACAGACAUGCUCCAGGAAUUGAAGCAGCAAAUGGUGGUGUCCAAAAUGAUGUCUUCGUUCUUAAGCCUAGCAAAGAGGAGAAUAGGACAUUGGUGAUCUCGGGCAAAAAGCACCUUCCCAUCUAUCCUCCAGGAAGCCAGGAAGAACAAUGGCAACUCCAAAUCACCGCAAGAGGCCGAGUGAACUGUCCAAAAUGUAACAGUGUGAGCAGGAAGACUGUGGAAGGUCUCAAGAAGCACAUGGACAACUGCAGCCUGCAAGUGUUUACAUGCCAACACUGUGGGAAGCAGCUCAAAUCUUCCCCGGGGAUGAAGUAUCACAUCAUGGCUGACCAUAGCAACCCGCCUACAACAGACCACAUUCAGACCUCGGACAAGCGUGCCAUCAAGGAUAAACUCAGGAAAAUCCUCAGACUGUUGGGCAAAGUCAAAUGCUCCAAUGCGGGCUGCACGGCUGCGUUCAGCAGCAUCAUGGGAUAUAUUUACCACAUGAAAAAGUGUGGCAAGGAGCAGGCUGAGCUGGACAAGAUGUUGCUAAGCUGUUCACACUGCGGGAAAAUAUACAAGUCCAAAUCUGGCUUGAACUACCACCUCAAGUCCGAGCAUCUCCCAGUAGGUCUUCCGCAGCUAGAUGGGGCAGCGGAGGAAGUUAUUAGAGUUCGCCGUGCCUCAGCAGUGCUGGCAAAGCGUCACAUGACAGAGUUAGCCAACAAGCUGUGUGAAGAUUGGCCAAAGAGGACCUUUCAGUCAGACUUGGUGCCUGAUGAAAAAAAGUUGAAAUACACACGACCCAGCCUGCCGGCCUUUAGCCAGGAGCUACUGACAAAGUGGAGGAACGAAGUGAAGCUGCACAGGAAGAUCUACUGUCCUAAUCAGGGUUGUGGGUGCGAAUACACCACCGUAUCUGGACUAAAGACUCACCUUGGACACUGUACAAUGAGCGACUAUGAGGUGGGAAAGUAUCGAUGUUUGCUCUGCGCCAAGGAGUUUCAUUCUGAGAGGGGCGUGAAAUAUCACAUUAACGCCGCGCACUCUGAGGAUUGGUUUAUGACCAACAAAAAGGCUUCUGUGAAGUUUCUGAAAAACAAGCCAAGAGAGACGAUCUACCAUGCAGAGCAGAAGAAUAUGGAGCACUAUGAUCAUCCUCACCAACAAACGCAACACCUCAACACUCCUCUCUGCACUCAAGUAGAGCGUUCGCCAGGGCCUGAGUGGCAAGCGCCGAUUGAAAUUGAGGACGCCGACAAAAUGGCGGAGGGGAACCGAAGGGAGCAUGAGGAAAGACAGGCAUAUGAUUUCGAGCAAAGUUGACGACAUAAAUCAGUGAUCCGGUGAAAUCAAAGGUGGUUGGGCUAGACCAAGUUCCACACAGAGGACGCGAAGAGACUAAAAAUGAUGUAAAAAAUAAUAAAGUCAGGAAGGUGAGAGAUUAUUACAAAUACAA